GUAAUCCAGCCUCAUCGACACUUGGGAGGUAUGUUUAGAGGACAUAGUUAGGUCUAACCAAAACCAAAACAUAAUACAAAUGGGUCCUGUCGACUAGUAAUUGCUUCACCAAUCAACAUCAACUAUCUGCUAUUCUGAUUUCCAUCGCUGUCGUCAGACUCAGAAUAUAUAUGUCUACAUUCAUAGUAUGAAGACCAAUUAUCAGAGAAUAUCAAGACAGAUUUCCUCAUCCACUGUUAGGUUGUUGUGAUACAGAGGGUUUGCUUUUUUACAUAGUUAACACCUACCCCUCUGAGAAAAUGGCAGCAAUUCCAUCCAGUGGCUCUCUUGUUGCUACCCAUGACUACUACCGAAGGCGCAUAGGAUCCACUUCCAGCAACAGUUCCUGUGGCAGUUCGGAUUAUAUUGGGGAAGUUAUUCCGCACCACCCAGGUCUACCUAGACAAGACUCAGGCCACUGGUGGACCAGUUUUUUCUUUGGCAAGCCGAGUACACAUAGUGGACAUGACACCCAGCCCAAGACUGGAACUUACACUGUAACUAAUAACCAGGUCACUUGCAUUGCCAAGGAAAUGGUGCUGAAGAGAAAUCCAAGUGAAACCACUGAGCAUGGAAAUCCCGAGCCCAGCACUCCUCCUGCCUCAUAAACACGCAGUGCAUGCUCACACUAAUUUUAAAACCAUCUUUUUAGACUACGUUAGAUCCAUGGCUAGAUGCACAAUCUUUAUUUGAAUUAUUAUUGACAAUAGGCCACUUAUGUUGCUCAGACUGCUUUAUUUUACUCAUGACCAAAAGAAUGUUUCAUUAAAAAAAUUACCCUUGACCACUUUGUUAUUGUGUGCCCUUUGAAUAAACUAAUUCAGAAUAUG
Molecule: messenger RNA, 869 nt
Organism: Clarias gariepinus (North African catfish)
Lineage: Eukaryota; Metazoa; Chordata; Actinopteri; Siluriformes; Clariidae
Gene: ppdpfa
Product: pancreatic progenitor cell differentiation and proliferation factor a
Exons: 6
Coding region: 300-647 (115 amino acids)
Biological process (GO): cell differentiation; multicellular organism development
Source: RefSeq, a predicted model, not a curated record